UCAAAAAUGGUGGACGUCAAAGUUUGUAUACAGUAAACUGUCUCUGAAAGUGCUGUUUACAUUAUGCCAAAGUCAUGGAUUGCAUGGGACAAUGGAAACGAUGGAUUCGUCCUGGUUUUAUAGCAAUAUAUUUCAUUUUAGCGAUAAUAGCUCUGCCAUUGUGUAUAAUUGAACUACACAGAGAAGGGGCACCAACCCACGUCCAAGCAUGGUUUGCCGGCGGGAUAUUCGUGAUGUGCGCGGUACCCAUAUCACUGUGGGGUAUUCUUCAGCAUCUUGUCAACUACACACAACCACACCUUCAGCGACACAUAAUAAGAAUUCUUUGGAUGGUCCCAAUUUAUGCUUUAAAUGCUUGGUUUGCGCUUCGUUUCCCCGACGCAGCCAUCUAUCUGGAUACUGUGAGAGAGUGUUAUGAGGCCUACGUCAUCUACAACUUCAUGGCCUACUUACUUAGCUCCCUUUGGGAGGAACAUCCUCAGCUUGACCUUGUCCUCAGGGACAAGGAACAAGUGCGACACCUCUUUCCUAUCUGCUGGCUUCGUCCCUGGCCCAUGACAGGGAAACUAAUUGAUCGUUGUAAACAUGGAGCCUUGCAGUAUACAGUAAUCAGGCCUGUCACAACAGUAAUAGCAUUGAUAUGUGAAAGUUUUAACAAAUAUGAUGAAGGACAGUUUAACUUCACAUCAGCCUGGUCCUAUCUGGUCAUAAUAAACAACAUAUCACAAAUUUGGGCAAUGUACUGUCUGGUCCUGUUCUACAAAGCUAUGAAGGAAGAGUUAGCUCCCAUUAAACCAAUUCCGAAGUUCCUCUGUGUUAAAUUUGUCGUCUUCUUCUCAUUCUGGCAAUCAGUGAUAAUUGCUGCUCUGGUGGAACUUAACGCCAUCCCAUCUAACGGAGAAUGGAUAUACUAUAAGAAUGUCGACCAAGCCGCCGCAGGACUGCAGGAUUUCUGCAUCUGUGUGGAGAUGUUCCUGGCAGCCAUUGCUCACUACUACUCUUUCUCACACAAGCCAUUCGUCGACUCGAACUUUGAGGGACAGAGCUGGUGGCAGUCCUUCAGGUCUAUGUGGGAUGUCUCGGACAUGAAGGAUGAUGUCGUGGAACACGUCCGAGUCAUAGGUAACAAGGUAAAAAAGACUGUGAGUAAACCAUUACUUCGUGACAGAAGUGAGCGGACCCCACUCCUCACAGAAUCUAAAGAUAGCUACACACAAGGUAGUACUUCGUCUAUGAAUAAUGACCCCACCGACUGGGACACAGCUUCACUUGAGACAGCGUCCAGUCUGCGUCCAGCCUUCAACGCAACCGACAGCAUGAACAACUACAUUGUGUUUGGUUCCAGUUCUGAACACCUGGAGGCAGCACCAAAAGCUGGAGAACAGGAUGGCCAAGAAGAGUUUAAGGGUCACAAGGUCGAAGUUCAUAGGUCAUCUAAUUAUAUCUCAGUGACAAGUGAUAAUUUAGCUGUGAGUAAAAACACAGAAAAUACUGAUUUAAUGUUAGUAGAUGAUAGCCAGACAACAGCAGCUAAUAUCAACAAGAAACAGGACACACAGACAGACAUAUCUGCUGACCAAUCACAGGACACACAGACAGACAUGUCUGCUGACCAAUCACAGGACACAAAGACAGACAUGUCUGCUAACCAAUCACAGGACACAAAGACAGACAUGUCUGCUGACCAAGCAGGAAAUAGUGUUUUAAAACCAGGCAUAUCGACAAAAGAAUCAGAAGAAAAACUGUCCGAUAAUUUAGUCGAGGAGCAAGAGAAUUAUGACAAUAACUCUCUCACUGUUAAUGCAUAAUAACAUUGUAUUUUAUUAAUUGUUUAAAGAGAUUCACUUCAUACCUUAAAUCUCCGAUGAUGCUAUGCUGCUACACAUAGCUGGUAUAUCCCACUGGCGUUUUAUCUUCAGGUGUAAGUCACAUCUUCUGUUGUUAGGGGCCAACAACUUGAGCUAACUGUGGCAUUUUAUCUUCAGGUGUCUGUAAGUCACAUCUUCUGUUGUUAGGGGCCAACAACUUGAGCUAACUGUGGCGUUUUAUCUUCAGGUGUAAGUCAAAUCUUCUGUUGUUAGGGGCCAACAACUUGAGCUAACUAUGGCGUUUUAUCUUCAGGUGUAAGUCACAUCUUCUGUUGUUAGGGGCCAACAACUUGAGCUAACUGUAGCGUUUUAUCUUCAGGUGUAAGUCACAUCUUCUGUUGUUAGGGGCCAGCAACUUGAGCUAACUGUAGCGUUUUAUCUUCAGGUGCCUGUAAGUCACAUCUUCUGUUGUUAGGGGCCAACAACUUGAGCUAAAUGUGCCAUUUUAAAAAUCUGUAUCCUGACGCGUCCAGCAAAACAGUCAGUGCUGAAUUAUAAAGUACAGUGCUUAGCUUAACAAGCUAUACAAACAGAGUGAUUUUGUUACCAUACACUGUAAAUAUUUAACCUCCAUUUGGAUAGGCUCAAAUGUAACUUUGUUACUCGGAAAGAAAUUACCAAAAAAAUGUUCAAAAUUUGGUUCUGAUAUGUGCUUAUUUUCCUCAUGGGACCAUUUUGUAUCUCGAACAUUUUGUGUGAAUUAUUUUUCAUGAAAAGUCUGUGAUUCUGACCCUGUUUUAAAUGAGAAAAUACACAAUGUAUCCAUGCUAUUUGUGUGAUAGGUUUGUGUGACUUUUACAUCUAUUAGUAUUAAUCUUAGCUAGCACGUAUAGCACUGCUACUUGUGUGUAGAUAGAGGUACAGCACGGUUGUUUUUAUCUACUUGUGUGAAGAUAGAGGUACAGCACAGUUGUUUUUAUCUACUUGUGUGUAAAUAGAGGUACAGCACGGUUGUUUUUUUAUCUACUUGUGUGUAGAUAGAGGUACAGCACGGUUGUUUUUAUCUUGCCCAGUUUGUCUUCAUUGCUGGAAAGAAAGUGUAGUUUUGUUAAUGCAUAAUUAAGCUUGUGUGCCAAGAUAAAAGUCGGCUAAUAUUUGUUUUAACUGAUGCAAUAUUCAGGGAUAUGUUAUUUUCAUUGAAAAUUAUCACUUAUAUUGUUUUCUUUUUGAACUUAGAUAAUUAUUUGCUGACACAGCUUUGAUUUCAGAAUUUCCAUCAUAUAGUGAUUUUCAAAUUUAUGAGCUCAAGGUGCCAGUUUAUUUUUAAAAAAUCUUGGUUUCUGAUUUCAAAAUCAAGGAAUAUAAGACUGAGCGAUAUCAGUUUUGGUACAUGCUUUCAUGUUGUUUAACCCACCUAUGUGUUGUUUAUACAAUGAUAUUGUCUGUCUAUGAAUGCUGAAAUAACAUGGGUGUUUUAUGCUGGUUUGUUAUAAAUAUAAUCAAACCUUCCGUCAUAAAGAUGGUGUUGGUCUCUUCAUGUUUAAUGAUAAUUAUAUUUCAUGAUGAUUGUUGUUGAUUCUAAUACUGUUGUCUAAAAUGUGUGCUCAGACCCAUUAUAGAACAGGUGUGUCUGUGUUGUUGAUCUAUUAAUGAAUUAAAAUUCUCCCAAAUAAGUCAACAAUUGAACAGCAACCUGAAAAAUAAAUGUUCACAAACAUUUUUGCUAUUUCCAGUAUCUGGUUCUUGUGUUUAUGUUGUCACACCGUCAUCUGAGGUCAACGACCUUUUCAUUAGCCAAUGAGAUUACUUCUCAUGAAAUCCCAAAAGUGAAAAAUCAUUUAAUUCAAAAGUGUAACCAGACAUGACCUUGACACAAGUUGAGUCAGUUUGAUAUUGAUAUAAGGACCAGAUAUAGGACUUUAGAUUCAGCUGUACUUGACCAGACCAUAGAUCAGUGUUAAAGGUGUUUUCCUGUGCUGAUAAGAUCUAGAUUUGAACAGUGAUAUAAUUUAUAUCAUGGAGAUUCUGUGACAUUAUUUUUCUAUUGAAGUUUAAUUUACAUUAGCUUUACAUGUGAUUGUUAUUGUUUUUUAACAAUUUACUUCAAUCUUUUCAAGUAUAAAGACAUAUCCAUGAAACUAAAACUUUAAUCAAAUA
Mizuhopecten yessoensis (Yesso scallop) is the source of this 3965-nucleotide messenger RNA. Its product is annotated as transmembrane protein 184C-like. The transcript has 9 exons. The coding region runs from base 75 to 1808 and encodes 577 amino acids. NCBI's taxonomy places the organism in Eukaryota, Metazoa, Mollusca, Bivalvia, Pectinida, Pectinidae. The record is from RefSeq and is a predicted model, not a curated record. Gene Ontology annotation, molecular function: transporter activity. Gene Ontology annotation, biological process: transport.